Messenger RNA from Bacidia gigantensis, 420 nucleotides. RefSeq lists its product as uncharacterized. The record is from RefSeq and is a predicted model, not a curated record. The transcript is spliced from 2 exons. NCBI's taxonomy places the organism in Eukaryota, Fungi, Ascomycota, Lecanoromycetes, Lecanorales, Ramalinaceae. The coding region runs from base 1 to 420 and encodes 139 amino acids.
AUGCCAGUCCUUUUGCCAGUCAACUGUCUUCGCGACUCUUUUCUAGGAUUGAUCAAGGAGCAAGAUCAAGUCAACAAAGCUGAGUUCAACCCGUCAGAAUCGGAAGGCAUAUGGCGCCUUCCAUCCGGGCUUACGCCCCAGAGUCUUUUACAAAAUCUCGGUCUUGAAGGGAUCGCCCGUAGCAUACUGUUUUCUGCUUCUCGUUCAAGGGGCAGUAAGUCCGACAUUCAAGUUUUCACUCUCUCAAUCCCGGAAGAGCAAAUCCGCAUCUCCUCUCUCGAGUCGCCCGUCUCGAUAAAUGGCAAACAAUACCUGCUCGACAAAGAUUUCGAAGGCUUCACUCCACUUUGUCCGGCACCAAUCCUCGAGGAUUUUGUUGAGUACAUUACCUUUUCGGAUCUUAGAACUAUAUCCGGCUGA